Fragaria vesca subsp. vesca is the source of this 2082-nucleotide messenger RNA. RefSeq lists its product as uncharacterized. The record is from RefSeq and is a predicted model, not a curated record. The transcript is spliced from 2 exons. NCBI's taxonomy places the organism in Eukaryota, Viridiplantae, Streptophyta, Magnoliopsida, Rosales, Rosaceae. Bases 1 to 2082 code for a protein of 693 amino acids.
AUGAAGCAAGAUGGCCAUCCCCGAAACCCCCAAGCUGCUCAAAUCCUCACACAAACCCUGAACCCAAUUCCCUUCGUCCCCGCCAAAUCUCUGCACAUGCAGCCCCAUCAGGAGGACCUCCUCAAGCGCCUAGGCCUCUGGGACUUUCUCCACAUCCACUUCGAUCCCUGUUUCCGGACUGAUCUCAUCGCCGAACUCGUCGCUAACUACAGCCCUCAGGCCCGGUGUAGCUUCGUGGCUGACGUCAGGGUCAGUGUCAGCCGUGCUGAUUUGGGGCGUGCAUUGAAGCUUCCGGUGAAAAAGCAGAACAAGAAUGUGGCUAGGGAGGAGUCGAAGGAGUCGAUAGGUUUGGUUGAGGAUUUGGUAGGGAAUUGGGUGCUGUUGGGAGAGGAUGAGAUGUGGGAGAUGCCCGAGGUGAUGGAGUGGUAUAAGGAUAUCGUGGAAGGGCAGUUUGGGAAUGUGGAUUGGGCGGGUUUGAUUUGGUGCAUGGUGGAGAAGGAGUUGCUUAAGGGUGAGCAAUUGGGGGAUUGUUACUAUGCGUCGCUGUUGCAGUUGUUGAUCAAGUCUCAGUGUGAGGGUUUGUUUUCGGUUGAGGAACAAGGGGCGGCUGAGGUGGAGGAAGAGAGUGGUAAAAUGGAUGAUUUUCAGGGAGGCAGAUUGGAGGAGCAUGGUAUUGGAUUGUGUCUUGAUGUUGAGCAUUUUGAGGGAGAAGAUGUGGAGAAAGUUGAUGUUGAGGGAGAAGAUGUGGAGAAAGUUGAUGUUGAGGGAGAAAAUGUGGAGAAAUAUAACAUUGAGCUAGAAAAUGUGGAGGAGAAAGUUGAUAGUGAGCAGGAAACUGUGGAGGAGAAAGUUGAUAUUGAGCUAGAAAAUGUGGAGGAGAAAGUUGAUUUUGAGCAAGGAAAUGUUGAGAAAUUUAAUAUUGAGCAAGAAACUAUGGAGGACCUUGAUGUUGAGCUUGAAAAUGUGGACAGUGUUGAUAUUGAGCUAGAAAAUGUGGAGAAAGUUGAUGUUGACCAAGAAAAUGGAGAGAAAGUUACAGGUGUAAAGGUGCUAGUUGAUCUUGGGGAUGAAUAUAUAAUGGAUACUGAAGAAUAUAAGGAGGAAAAGCCUAACCAUUGGCUUUCAGCUGGGAAGGAAAAUUUUAGGGAACCUUGUUUGCGGCGGUGUAAUCUUGAUCGGGUCAGGGAUUUAGGUUGUGGAAGAAGACUUAUGCAUGUAACGGAAGGGGGUAAUAUCCCUCCAAGCUCUGGUAUGCCACUGCAUGAUCAUUUGGCCACAGAUUUUCCUUCGUCAAGGUGGGACUUAAUGCUUCCUGGAAGGUCCUCACUUUCAGGUAAUGGUCACAAGAGAGAGUUUAGCCAGGAAAAUGAUAAUUCUCAUCAUGGUCUCAAUAGUAAUAAGAGGCUGAGGACUGAUGACCCUUGGCAUAGUAAGAUGCCGGGUGACUUUGACAUGUGUAUGGAGCAUGUACAGCAGUGGAUGGAAAAAACGAAGGAUAUACAACAGUGGAUGGGGAAAGCUCGGAUGAUGUAUGUGGCAAAAGAACAGGAGUAUGAAGAUGCUAAGAUGAACCCGCAGCUUUUACUGGUAGAGUUGCAGAAAAAGGAUGAGUUAAUUGAGCACUUGCACAAGGCCAGGACCGCAGAGCAGCAGAAGAGACAUACUGAGAAGCAUAGGUUUGAGUAUGAGGUUCAUUUGAUGCAAAAUCUCUUGAAUGGCUAUAGGCAGGCCAUAAAGGCAACACAAAAGGCAUUUGCUGAAUAUAGAGCACACACUUUACAGGCUGAUGAGCCACUCGAUAGGGAUGUUCAUGGUUCUGGGGGUCUUGUUUUAAGUGCUGGAGAACUCAAAAAGCUUCGCUUAAAGCAAGAAGAAGAAGAGAGGAUGAAGCAUCUGGCAAUUGAAACAAAAAUUAAGGGCUUUGAAGCUGGGUGGAUUAGCAAAUUUGAAGGACACCACAAGAGUGUUGAAAUAGUGAGUAAUAGGUUGUUGGAUGUGGAGAAGGGAGUGAAACUUCUUAAUGAACAGCUUACAGAAAGGAGGCUUGCAGAAACAGCAGAACCUACACCAAAUGAAUCAUGA